GUGCGCAAAUGAAACGUGAUUACUUAUCCGCACUUACCACCAUUCGGUAGCAAAACCACAGAUUGGAGCAAUGCCAGCCUUCGGACACGUACUCCAGCUAUGGUUAUUUUUAACCUUCCUUCCAAACGAUCUGCUAGGCAAAUUUGUCUUCGACAUCCAGGACAACUUCCUCCAGUGCAAUCCAGACACCCCGCUUCCGGCGGUCAAUCUGUCUGAUUUCCAGUUCACCGAGAUGGAAGGUGGGGAUACAAUGCAAGUUUCCGGGAACGUCCUGUUCGUCAAAGAGUACGGUGGAUUUGUUCGGCUCGACCUGCACUCGCAACGAUUGCUGCGGGGCACUUGGGGCGAGGGCGAAAUCUCCCGCUCCGAGGCCAAUCUUUGCGCCAAACUGCAGUUUCCAAUGGAACCAUGGUACCCCAUUACCAAACACUUCCAGCAGAAGAGUUGCCCCUUCAAGGCAGGGCACCUGGAAACACUUCCCCUUGUGGAGCUGGACGAUUUCGGCGUAAGACUGCCAGCCCAGUUUGAAGGCGACUGGAAGUUUUUCUUUGAGUUUUCCCUGAACAGACAGGGGAAAGCAGUGAAGGAGUGCGUUCUCGUUCAGGCGACCGUUGUGGAGGUUUGAGAAGGUUUGGGGACAUUAUGGAAUGAACACACAUUUCUCUUGAACGCGACAUUCAAUCAGACUUAAAUAUAUUUCUUCAAGAACAGUAAGUAAUUUACUUGGUUUAGUUACA
Molecule: messenger RNA, 737 nt
Organism: Toxorhynchites rutilus septentrionalis
Lineage: Eukaryota; Metazoa; Arthropoda; Insecta; Diptera; Culicidae
Exons: 3
Coding region: 71-625 (184 amino acids)
Source: RefSeq, a predicted model, not a curated record